ACUGAAUUGAACGAAGAAGUGCAUUCUUUUCGCUGCUUCCUGUUGCUAGGACAACAAGGCUACGAAGCGGAACCAUAAUUACUCGCCCUUGACAACCCGGAAUGUUUCCCAGCGCACACAACCCGGAAGUGAGGAGCACGUUUACGUGUUUGAAGCAAAAGUAGCCAAGAAGACAACAGUAGAGUAUUUUCUAAUCAACACUAGAGUAUUUUCUAAUCAACAGUAAAGUAUGUCGGACAACGAAGACAACUUCGAUGACGGAGAUUUUGAUGACGCCGAAGAGGAUGAGGGAUUAGAUGAUCUGGGUAAUGCGGAAGAUGAGGAUCGAGAGAAUGUGCAGAUCCUACCUGCACGGGAGGGCCAGCAAGCCAACCAGAAGAGAAUAACAACACAAUACAUGACCAAAUAUGAGCGAGCCAGAGUUUUGGGCACCAGAGCUCUCCAGAUAGCGAUGUGUGCACCUGUCAUGGUGGAGCUGGAAGGAGAAACUGACCCGUUACAAAUCGCCAUGAAAGAGCUCAAGUGCGGCAAGAUCCCCAUCAUCAUCCGCAGGUACCUUCCAGAUGGGAGCUACGAAGACUGGGGCUGCGACGAGCUCAUCAUAAGCGACUAAGUAAGACGUAAAGCUGGCCACAAACUGUAAAUAUUGCUUCCUCUAAAGCUGGCCAGUGACUUUUAGUACGGAAACAACAAUUACAAGUAAGCGCCACAAGAUGGAGACAGAACUUAAAUUGAACAUUUGACAAAAUAAGCCUGUUUUUGUUUUGGUGGAGACAUGUGAUUGUUGUAAAAGAAAUGUUUUAUUGUUUUGAAUAAACCUCUGUAUUAAUAAGCUAGUCUGUCGUAAUCUACCAACACUGGUCCUGUUUGUAGGGAAGUCGGGUUUGUUAUGUAAAAAUUUAUCUGACCACACAUCCGUUCACUCGGAGCAAGAAAGGCAGAAUUUCAGAAGUUUCCCAAACCAUCAUCAGGUGAUAGACUGUAUUGACCGCAGCAGGAAACUGAAAUGUUGCUUAUCAUUCACAAACCUUAUGUGAGACAAGAAAACAUGUUUUUUAAUGCAUUCUAACUUGUAAAUAAAUGCUAGCAAAAGUCAUCUAACAA
Molecule: messenger RNA, 1104 nt
Organism: Entelurus aequoreus (snake pipefish)
Lineage: Eukaryota; Metazoa; Chordata; Actinopteri; Syngnathiformes; Syngnathidae
Product: DNA-directed RNA polymerases I, II, and III subunit RPABC2-like
Exons: 5
Coding region: 230-613 (127 amino acids)
Biological process (GO): DNA-templated transcription
Cellular component (GO): RNA polymerase III complex; RNA polymerase I complex; nucleus
Molecular function (GO): DNA binding; DNA-directed RNA polymerase activity
Source: RefSeq, a predicted model, not a curated record